AUGAACACUGUUAAAUCUUUCUGGCUGGGCUGGGGCUCUCUUUGCGUCGCUGGUGGCGGUGCCUACUACUUUGCUAAGCAGCAGAUCAACGCCGACCGACAGGCCAAGAUGGAAGCCCACCGUAAGAAGAGACAGAUGAUCGAGAACUUGGAAACCACAGAGGGCAACGGAAGCCCUGCCCGCACCGAUAGCACCGGCUCCCCAAGCCAAGAAGCAAGCAGCGACCCUGCCCCUACGAGACAUGCGCCCGAGACCGAGAGCCAGCGAAUUGGAGAGAAGAGCAAAUACGAAAGUGCAAAUGUAUACCGAAGUCCAAAGGGAGAUCGAUUCUCUUAA
Molecule: messenger RNA, 336 nt
Organism: Fusarium odoratissimum NRRL 54006
Lineage: Eukaryota; Fungi; Ascomycota; Sordariomycetes; Hypocreales; Nectriaceae
Exons: 4
Coding region: 1-336 (111 amino acids)
Source: RefSeq, a predicted model, not a curated record